GACGGUCAUCGAACGCCUUCUCGGCUUCUCAUUGGCCAGCUGCUGCCUUUCGCUUCAGGCUCUCGCGGGGCUGCUGUGCGAAGAUGGCGGCCGAACUGGUUGAAGCGAUGAACAUGGUGAAGAGUUUCCGGGUGUCUGAUCUGCAGACACUGCUGGCCUCCAUGGGCCGCAGUAAAAGCGGUUUGAAGCAGGAUUUAGUGGGAAGAGCUCUUCGGCUUGUGCAAACCGAGUACAGUCCAGAGCUGCUAAAGAACGUCCGACAGCUCUACGAAACGCGCUUCCCCAAAGCCUCGGCCUGGCUGGCUGCCCGACGCCCAGAAUCGGUGCCCGUAACCUACCCUGCCCUCAACACCUCGCCCAGAGUUACGGCCCAGGGAACAGACUACCUCAACGGCAUCCCCAAACCGGUGCCGCCUCCUCCGGCCGAAGUCAAACUGGUGCCCCUGCCAUUCUACCACAACCUAGAAACGCUGCUUCCGCCGACAGAACUAAUCGCUCAGAACAGUGAGAAGCUGCAAGAGAGUCAAUGUGUUUUUGAAUUAACAACAAGCCAAGUGGAACAGAUCCGGAACUCCAGUGAACUUCGCCCAGGGAUGAAAUCAGUUCAGGUGGUUCUCAGAAUCUGCUACACAGACUCAAUCGGUGUUCAGGAGGACCAGUAUCCUCCCAAUAUUGCUGUGAAAGUAAACCAGUCCUAUUGUCAUGUACCGGGUUACUAUCCCUCCAAUAAACCGGGUGUUGAGCCGCGUCGGCCCUGUCGACCCGUCAACAUCACGCCCUGGUUACACCUCUCCACAGCCACUAACAGAGUCACCAUCACGUGGGGCAACUUUGGAAAGCGGUACUCUGUGGCAGUGUAUCUGGUGAGGGUGUUCACAUCUGGAGAGCUCUUCAACCAGCUGAAACAUUGCUCAGUUGAGAGUCCCGAUCGUUGUCGCGAACGCAUUCAGGACAAGCUGCGCUUUGAUCCUGAGAGUGAGAUCGCCACUACGGGACUGCGAGUGUCCCUAAUCUGCCCUCUGGUGAAGAUGAGACUUGGAGUGCCAUGUCGAGUGCUCACCUGCGCCCACCUGCAGUGUUUCGACGCUGUUUUCUUCCUGCAAAUGAAUGAAAAGAAACCCACAUGGACCUGCCCUGUAUGCGACAAACCUGCUCCAUUUGAGCUUCUGACUAUUGACGGGUUGCUGUCUGAGAUCCUUAAAGAGACGCCAGAGGAUGUGGAGGAGAUUGAGUAUUUGACUGACGGCUCAUGGAGGCCAAUCAGGGACGACAAAGAGAAGGAUAGAGACCGGGAAAACAGUCGCUCGCCCGACUAUCCGGUGGUAGAUAUAUGUGUUCCUGAGGCGAACGGCCACUCUCCAGCACAUAGCAGCACAAACCAGUCCGGGAAGUCUGGAUCGGGAGGCGCGUCGGCAGGAACCGGCGGCACCAGUGCCGGGUCGGGAGGCGGAGCCGUGGUGGACCUGACUCUGGACGACUCGUCGGAGGAAGAAGGAGGGGGUGGGGCCGAGGACAGCGAGGACACGGACGACAGCCAGGACAGCCCCGCCCCCAAACGAGGCAGAUACGAUUAUGACAAAGACCUGGUCACCGCAUACUGAGACCGGCAGGACUCUUAGACUUGUUGGGGGGGAGGGGGGUGUAGAUGGGAUCUGAGCCUUGGAAAUUCAAGAAACGUGUCCCUGUAUCCUCUCCCGAAUGCAUACACACUCAUGCACGCACACAGACACGCAAACUCAUGCGCUGCAGACUUCUGGAGCAGUCGGGCGUCGUGUUGACAACUCGUUGAUGCCCCGUAAAGCCAUUCCCAGUCAUUCACUGCAUCCUAAUAUCGAUUCUCCCUUUAAAGACCAUGGAAGAGUAACACCACCUUCAAUUCUGCUCUAUUGUCCUCGAUUUCCUCUCCACUUUGUGUUCUGACAGGUUUAAACAUCCUGGGAAAUUUAAGAUCUUGCCUGUUUUAGGCUUUCAAAAUUUGAGAAAAGCCACCGUAUCUCAAAAAAGUUCAUUCCUUUGGUCGAGAUCAUACAACCAUUUGCAAUCUAUUCAGAGGUGUUUUCUGUUAGUCCUCCACAUAAGAUGUUUAUAUAUUAGCUGUUCGUUUCAAUGUGAUUUGGAGACAUUACUGACGAAUUUCCUCAAAUUUCUCUCAUUUUUGCUUUUAAUUUGUCCACAGAAGUUGACAACCUACCUCAGUCUAACAGCGGGCUUGACCAGAGGGUUAUUGAAAGGGUGUUGAAUGAAUUUUUUUUUCUUCUAGUUUUGUUUUCAAUCCCUUUUGUUUUUCUUGUACAGCAACACUGGAGAGGCAUCAAGCAUUAAUUAUUAUUUUGUGCUUGCCCAUUUAGGCAUCAUAUUAAAAAUGAUUCUGACUCUAGCAACGAGUUUCCGGUCAAGUCUGUCAGUCAACUAGCGUGAACUAAACUGAAUGCGGUGCGCAAAUCGACACUUCAUUCAGAGGGAAUGAAGGUUUGACAUCAACUGUCCUUUUGAGAUGCUAGUCAGCGAGUAAAUAUUGUAUGAUAUCUAAUGAAAUAAUGACAAUGUAUUAUUUCUGAUCAUUUAAUAGAAAAUUGCAGAUCUUAAUGUCAUUUAUUGCUUUCUUUCAGUUGUUUUGGUCCGCACAAGGCUGCUAAUGUCACGACUUGAGAGAAAUUCUACACAGGAAAGGCAGACAGAUAAAUCAGGUUGAGGAGACGACAACAUGUUGUUUUCUUUUUCUUCUAGACAUGACUGUAGUAUAUAGGUUUAUCUAGCAGGGGAGCAGUUGUUAUUGGCAUGAUACCUUAAAUUUAUUUUAAAACCUGAUCUUGUCAGUUCACUCCACUUUACACCCAUCGUAUGGAGGUUGUGUUUGUGUUCAUUUCAACCGGCUGUGGAGGUGUUAAAAUUUGCGUAGCGUUUUGUGGACUUGGAGACAUGCGCGGUUCUUAAAUAUUCCUUAAUUUGUUGUCAGAAUGAGUAUUUAUUGAUUUAACAGUUUUUGCUUCUUUUCUUUUAUUUGAAUUGCGUUUGUGCAUUUUGAGACAUUUCGCAGCGAUUUCACAAGUUUCCAGCAUGUUGCUUUGUGAUGGUAGAUAACGCUGUGUCCUCUCACGGCCUGCUGGUGUAUGCGCAAUUUCAGCCACUUGCGCAACAUAAGGGCGCUUAGUCUGGACGAUACAGACUUGACCUAAACCUCGAAAGAAAGAGAACUUGCGCUAAACAACCAAACAAAUGGCACAUCCAGGCGGCUGAUCUGUUGAGGAGGACUCAGGGAUGACGUGUUGUCUUUACAUUUUCUUCUCAGUCAAACUUGACUCUCGAACCAGGUUCCAGCAUUACCUUCAGGUCAUGUAAAGCAGUCAGAUCUCUGAUCUGGAAAUUCAGAUGUACUUUCAUUACAUAUACGAAUAUUGAUAAAUAGCUAAAGGACUUUUUUUUCCCCUUGUCCUCCAAGAUUCCAGAGAAAAUCACUGCACUAAGCUCACUAGUAGCAACUUUUAAAGGUUUUUGUUUCCAACUAAUCCUGAAUUCUGACUUGAAUACUCAGUACUGUAUCCUAUCUGUUCUUGGGAAGGUCUCAACAGAAGAAUAUCGCCAGGAAGGGUCAAAUUGCUUGUAAUUUUAGGUUCGCCUUUGAGUCGACAUGGUCUUCCGUCAUCUUUUCAUGAUACGCCCAACUUUUUCGCCUUUUAUUUUGAUUUUUUU
Molecule: messenger RNA, 3690 nt
Organism: Rhinichthys klamathensis goyatoka
Lineage: Eukaryota; Metazoa; Chordata; Actinopteri; Cypriniformes; Leuciscidae
Gene: pias4a
Product: protein inhibitor of activated STAT, 4a
Exons: 12
Coding region: 84-1601 (505 amino acids)
Biological process (GO): regulation of transcription by RNA polymerase II; protein sumoylation
Molecular function (GO): SUMO ligase activity; transcription coregulator activity; zinc ion binding
Source: RefSeq, a predicted model, not a curated record